Lichtheimia ornata is the source of this 1128-nucleotide messenger RNA. RefSeq lists its product as uncharacterized. The transcript is spliced from 4 exons. Gene Ontology annotation, cellular component: nucleus. Gene Ontology annotation, molecular function: mRNA binding. Bases 1 to 1128 code for a protein of 375 amino acids. Gene Ontology annotation, biological process: mRNA export from nucleus. NCBI's taxonomy places the organism in Eukaryota, Fungi, Mucoromycota, Mucoromycetes, Mucorales, Lichtheimiaceae. The record is from RefSeq and is a predicted model, not a curated record.
AUGGAUCUUGAUUCUUCUUUGGACGAUAUUAUCGCAAAGCGUGGCAAAUCACGGCCCCAGCCUCGAUCACAGACAUCGCAGCGACGUCCUACACCAUCGUCACGUCGACCACCCACUUCCACAGGGUCAACGAGGUACAGCUCCAACGAUAGCAGCCGAUUAGGAAGAAACACGCACCAUGCCAUCCAUCCAAAGUCAAAAACUAUCACCAAGUCAUCGAGUGGGUCUUCAAUUUUGAAGCGUAUCAAUCCAGUACCUGGAGGAGGAUUUGUCACCAAAAAGCCCAUCUCCACCUCAUCGCUUGCCAACCGCCUUGGACCAAAGAGCACAACACAGCAAUCGAGCAGCAGCAGUGGUAGCAGCAGACUCGAUCCAGCCAAGAUCGUCAUCACCAAGUCAACAGGACGUCGAGGAGGAAACGAGGACAUCAAUGAUCAUCAUCCUCGAUAUGCUUCACCGGUAGCUCGGCAUGAUAGACGAGAUUAUGGUGGAUCUUCAUCAUCAGGAUUAAUGGACACUUCACCCACCAUGAUCACAUCAUCACAUCGUCAACAACAGCCAUCCUCUUUCAAUAUUCGUGGGUUAUCAGGCACUGGUAGCGGCAAUGGAUUAUCUAUUCGUGGUGAAGCAGGACCUAGCACUGUGUUGAUUAGCAACUUGGAUCCUGGUGCCAACGCAGAAGAUGUCAAGACGGCAUGCUUACAGUUUGGCAAAGUGUAUCGCACUGAAGUGCUAUUGGAUGCAUCAGGUCGCUCAUUUGGCGAAGCUGAAGUCGAGUUUGCUACCAAGGCAGCUGCAUUGGAAUGUAUUCGAAAGUUGGACAAUGAGAUUGCAGAUGGUCGUAUCUUGCGUGCUGUUUUAAGAGAUCGUCCUCCAGCUCCUCUACAACAACCACCACCACCACCUCGUAUGCAUCCUCAUCCUCAUCAUCAUCCUCAUCCACCCUCGCCAGCACCUCCAAUGGGUCAUUUUGCUACACAAACAUUGCGAUCGGUGAUAGCUCCUACCCGCUCCGGGUACACAUCUGCAGCAAGUGCAACAGGCAAAUUAUACUCGGAUCAAAUGAUGCAACAACCACCCCAUCACGACUAUGCUCGAUUCCCACCCCCACAACCAAGACGAUAUUGA